AUGCCUUACAUGAUACUUUCAUUAUACAGGGUAGAGUAUUUAAGUCUGACUGAAUCACAAGGAAUGUUCCACUUUAUUUCUUUUGUUUUAACAGGACACAUCUUGUUGACGACCUUGACAGGAUUACAUGAUGCUGAGGCUUCGCGAGAGCUGGAUCUGUGGAACUUGGGCGACGAGAUGAGGCUCCCUCCAAGCGCCGAGGAGAUGAUCUGGUUGGAUGUUGAGUCUCUUCCAAACAAAGAGCUGCGCGUGUUAUUCACUGAGCUCUCCGAUGGAUUUCCGCCGCCUGAGUUUGCAGCGGCUAUUACAACGAUUCUCUACAUACGACGACAGACAAGCGUGGAAUAUGAGCAAAAACAGGAAGGUACUGAAUGUAUGUGGCAAAGAAAUGUGAAUAACUCUGCCAAUAUUGGAUAUUUCCGGCUGGGGAAAUCAGCUCGGAAAGCCGAAUCCAACGGUCCUAGUAUUGAUGGGGGUCGAUGGUCGGUUGUUGAAUGGUCUGCCAGGCGGAGGCAGGAAGGUAUUGGAAUGUAUGUGGCAAAGAUGAAAAUCUAUGCCAGUAUUGAAUAUUUCCAGCCGUGGAUAGGACCAUUGAACAAGACAUAG
This is a messenger RNA of Coccidioides immitis RS, 606 nucleotides long. RefSeq lists its product as uncharacterized. The transcript is spliced from 5 exons. The coding region runs from base 1 to 606 and encodes 201 amino acids. NCBI's taxonomy places the organism in Eukaryota, Fungi, Ascomycota, Eurotiomycetes, Onygenales, Onygenaceae. The record is from RefSeq and is a predicted model, not a curated record.